Drosophila hydei is the source of this 1669-nucleotide messenger RNA. Its product is annotated as actin, larval muscle. Bases 122 to 1252 code for a protein of 376 amino acids. The record is from RefSeq and is a predicted model, not a curated record. The transcript has 3 exons. Gene Ontology annotation, biological process: mitotic cytokinesis. NCBI's taxonomy places the organism in Eukaryota, Metazoa, Arthropoda, Insecta, Diptera, Drosophilidae.
CAUUGUUCUGAGAUGACGGACAGAACUUAUUUAAAUGCAGAUGUCGGCCAUAUAGCGAAUCACUCUGAUUGCUGUCGCUGUGGUAUAUACACGUCUUAGCUAAACUCAAUCUUCUGCCAAAAUGUGUGACGAAGAGGCAUCAGCUCUGGUUGUGGACAAUGGAUCCGGCAUGUGCAAGGCUGGCUUCGCCGGCGACGAUGCGCCACGCGCUGUCUUCCCAUCCAUUGUGGGUCGUCCUCGCCAUCAGGGUGUGAUGGUGGGCAUGGGUCAGAAGGAUUGCUAUGUGGGCGAUGAGGCGCAGAGCAAGCGUGGUAUUCUCUCUUUGAAAUAUCCCAUCGAGCAUGGCAUCAUCACCAACUGGGACGAUAUGGAGAAGGUCUGGCAUCACACCUUCUACAAUGAGCUGCGCGUGGCUCCUGAGGAGCAUCCCGUGCUGCUCACCGAGGCACCACUGAACCCCAAGGCCAAUCGCGAGAAGAUGACACAGAUCAUGUUCGAGACCUUCAACUCGCCCGCCAUGUAUGUGGCCAUUCAGGCAGUGCUGUCGCUCUAUGCCUCCGGCCGUACCACUGGCAUUGUCCUGGACUCCGGCGACGGUGUCUCCCACACUGUGCCCAUCUAUGAAGGUUAUGCCCUGCCCCAUGCCAUUCUCCGUCUGGAUUUGGCUGGUCGCGAUCUGACCGACUACCUGAUGAAGAUCCUCACCGAGCGUGGCUACUCGUUCACCACCACGGCUGAGCGUGAAAUUGUGCGCGACAUCAAGGAGAAGCUCUGCUACGUCGCUCUCGACUUUGAGCAGGAAAUGGCCACCGCUGCCGCCUCCACCUCGCUGGAGAAGUCUUAUGAGCUGCCCGAUGGCCAGGUCAUCACCAUUGGCAACGAGCGCUUCCGCACGCCCGAGGCUCUGUUCCAGCCUUCAUUCCUGGGCAUGGAGUCGUGCGGCAUUCACGAAACUGUCUACCAAUCGAUCAUGAAGUGCGAUGUCGACAUCCGCAAGGAUUUGUAUGCCAACAAUGUGCUGUCCGGCGGUACCACCAUGUAUCCUGGUAUUGCUGAUCGCAUGCAAAAGGAGAUCACUGCCCUCGCUCCGUCCACAAUUAAGAUCAAGAUCAUUGCACCACCUGAGCGUAAAUACUCUGUCUGGAUCGGUGGCUCCAUUCUGGCCUCUCUGUCCACCUUCCAGCAGAUGUGGAUCUCCAAGCAGGAGUACGAUGAGUCUGGCCCCGGCAUUGUGCACCGCAAGUGCUUCUAAGCGUCAACAGCAGCCACCAACAACCACCAACAAGAAAAUCAACAACAACAACAACAACAACAAGACCAAGAGCAAAAAAGAACAACAACAAGUGGCGUUUAUAUAUAGCCUAUAUGAGAAGAUCUUAUACGCAUAUCUUAUAUCUGACAUUGGGUAUAUGUUUAGCUAUGACCAGGCUAGCUGCAUCUGGGCGCCCACCCGGCGCUGCAGAUAAAAGUAUCUUUAAAAUUACAUUUAGUUGAAAAGAGGCGGAGGAAGUAGAAGAAGUUGAAAUAGAGGACAAGAGACCCCAGAGAAAACGAGUAGGUAGAGCAUAUUUUAUAUUUAGUUACGAUCUGGAUUUUCAUUUGUUUCUAAGUUACGGAGCUGACCAAGAGCCAAACUCAAUAAAUAAAAGACAAUCGGAUGUACAACGAA